AUGGCGGAGCUGCAGGCCUCAUCUGUCUCGCAGGAUGCCAUCACUGUGGCCCAGCUGGAAUUGGGGGGCAAUCCAAAUGCCAUGGCUCUUCGGCGGCCGUUCGAUCCUGUGGCUCAUGACUUGGACGCUUCGUUCCGUCUGACACGUUUUGCUGACCUAAAAGGAUGAGGGUGUAAGGUCCCUCAGGAGGUUCUUGGGAAACUCCUUGAGGGACUGCAGCAAGACGAAAACAAUGCCCAGGACGAACAUGCCCACUUUAUGCACAUGGCAAUACCCCGAAUUGGCAUUGGUAUGGAUUCCUCCGUAGUUCCACUGCGUCAUGGAGGGCUAUCCUUGGUCCAGACGACAGACUUCUUUUACCCCUUAGUAGAUGACCCAUACAUGAUGGGGAAAAUUGCCUGUGCAAAUGUGUUGAGUGACCUCUACGCUAUGGGUGUGGUCGACUGUGACAACAUGUUGAUGCUGCUUGGUGUAUCCACCAAAAUGACGGAGAAGGAGAGAGAUGUUGUUGUGCCCCUCAUCAUGAGAGGUUUUAAGGAUUCUGCAUUAGAAGCUGGUACUUCAGUCACAGGAGGUCAAACUGUUGUAAAUCCAUGGUGCACUAUUGGUGGUGUAGCUUCAACUGUGUGCCAACCCAAUGAAUACAUUGUCCCAGAUAAUGCUGUAGUUGGUGAUGUACUUGUUCUCACCAAGCCUUUAGGAACCCAAGUUGCUGUGAAUGCUCAUCAGUGGUUAGACAUUCCAGAGCGCUGGAACAGAAUCAAACUUGUUGUUUCUGAAGAUGAUGUAAGAAAAGCUUACCAGAGAUCCAUGGAUUCAAUGGCCAGGCUAAACCGAAUCGCUGCUCGCUUAAUGCACAAGUAUAAUGCUCAUGGUGCGACUGAUGUGACUGGAUUUGGACUGCUGGGCCAUGCACAAAAUUUAGCAAAACAUCAGAAGAAUGAAGUUUCCUUUGUUAUCCACAACCUCCCAGUAAUAGCAAAAAUGGCAGCUGUUGCAAAGGCUUGUGGUAACAUGUUCCAGCUGUUACAAGGACAUUCUGCUGAGACUUCAGGUGGACUGCUGAUUUGUUUACCAAGAGAGCAAGCGGCAGCCUAUUGUAAAGACAUUGAAAAGCAAGAAGGUUAUCAGGCUUGGAUUAUUGGUAUUGUUGAGAAAGGAAAUCGCACAGCACGUAUCAUUGACAAGCCUCGAGUGAUAGAAGUACCAGCUAAAGAAAAAGAUGGAGAGCUGUGGUAGUUUUAGUUAUGUUCCCACCAUGAUCUUGAAAGCCUGCAAUAUCAUACACUAGUAGUGCUGGCAGUGAUUUUAACAUUAUUCAACAUUAAUUCUUCCAUUGUUUCUGGCAUUCCUUUAUGAAAUUUGUUAUUCUAAAAUGUUACUUCUAGUUGGUGGGUGUACUGACUUUGAUAGUACCGCUGGCCAUUCAGUUAAUAUCCAUAUGUAUAAUGCAUAGUAUUUUGGUACUUUCAAUUUUUGUUGAUUUCUUACAGAUGCGAUUAAGAUCUUAUUGCUACAUAUUACUCCCUACUGUAAUUGAAGAAAUUUGAUCUGUUGAUUUUAGUCCUCUAUUCAGAUUAUGUGGUUUCAAGCCUGUCGUAGAUGCUUGUUAAGAUUAUUUUACAUUUUAAGAUGCUAUCUUUCUGCUCUUUUGCAUGAAUGCACAAACUGGUUUCAUUUCUGUAAUUUUAAUUACUUCCACCCAUCUAGGUCUCAAUGUGUUGUUGCUUUGAAGCACAUUCCUUUCCUUUUUGUAUUACUUAUUUAAUUGUUGUGCCAUACUGGCUACUUUGUUAAUUUUCUUAGUGCUUCACCAUGUAUUCCGUUACUGAAUUUUCUGUGACUCACUCAUUGAUGUAUGAUUCGGUAUAGUUAAAGUUGGUUAUCCAAACGCUAUUCUGAUGAGGUUUGGCAAUGAGUUUGUGAUAAAAAAUUUGGGUCCAUUACGUCCAAAAAUACAAAUUUCAUACAAAAGAGAA
Thrips palmi is the source of this 1979-nucleotide messenger RNA. It is a transcript of the gene Sps1, whose product is annotated as inactive selenide, water dikinase-like protein. The transcript is spliced from 7 exons. NCBI's taxonomy places the organism in Eukaryota, Metazoa, Arthropoda, Insecta, Thysanoptera, Thripidae. Gene Ontology annotation, cellular component: cytoplasm. Gene Ontology annotation, biological process: L-selenocysteine biosynthetic process. Gene Ontology annotation, molecular function: selenide, water dikinase activity; ATP binding. The record is from RefSeq and is a predicted model, not a curated record.